AGAGUGGCGGCCAGCGAAGCUCGGCAUGAGCGUGCUGGCGAGGUCCCGCGCGGGUCGGGUGUGCGCCGCGGCGCGCAUGGUCAUUCCCCGUAUCUGGAGAGCGAAAUACUGCAGCUCCGGGAAUGAGCGGGCAGAAAACAACUCGGUGACGCCAAUGCUGCGGCAUCUUAUGUACAAAAUAAAGUCUACGGGCCCCAUCACUGUGGCUGAGUACAUGAAGGAGGUGUUAACCAACCCGGCCAAGGGUUAUUAUGUGUACCGUGACAUGCUAGGAGAAAAAGGAGAUUUUAUUACUUCACCUGAAAUAAGUCAGAUCUUUGGGGAGCUUCUAGGGAUAUGGUUCAUUAGUGAAUGGAUAGCCACUGGAAAAAGUACAUCUUUCCAGCUGGUGGAACUGGGCCCAGGUAGGGGUACCCUCGCAGGAGAUAUUUUGAGGGUGUUCAGUCAGCUUGGAUCUGUGCUGAAAAACUGUGACAUUUCAAUACAUCUGGUAGAGGUGAGCCAAAAAUUAAGUGAGAUUCAAGCAUUGACACUGACUGAAGAGAAGGUCCCAUUAGAGCGAAAUGCUGGAUCCCCAGUAUAUAUGAAAGGUAUUACCAAGGCUGGGAUUCCAAUAUCCUGGUACCGAGAUCUGCAAGAUGUUCCAAAAGGGUACAGCUUUUAUCUUGCACAUGAAUUUUUUGAUGUUCUUCCUGUGCAUAAGUUUCAGAAAACACGACAUGGAUGGCGAGAAGUAUUCGUUGACAUUGAUCCGCAUGUUUCUGAUAAACUGAGGUUUGUUUUGGCACCUUGUACCACCCCAGCAGAAGCCUUCAUACAGUGUGAAGAAACAAGGGAUCAUGUUGAAGUAUGUCCUGAUGCUGGUGUUAUUAUUCAGGAACUUUCUCAACGCAUUGCACUAACUGGAGGUGCUGCACUGAUUGCUGAUUAUGGUCAUGAUGGAACAAAGACAGAUACCUUCAGAGGAUUUUGUGGCCACAAGCUUCAUGAUGUCUUAAUUGCCCCAGGAACAGCAGACCUAACAGCUGAUGUGGACUUCAGUUAUCUGCGCAGAAUGACACAGGGAAAAGUAACCUCUCUGGGCCCAAUAAAACAACAAACAUUUUUAAAAAAUAUGGGUAUUGAUGUCCGGCUGAAGGUUCUUUUAGAUAAAUCAGAAGAGCCAUCAAUAAGGCAGCAAUUACUUCAGGGGUAUGAUAUGUUAAUGAAUCCUAAGAAGAUGGGAGAAAGAUUUAACUUUUUUGCCUUGCUAUCUCAUCAGAGACUUCAUGGUGGAAGUCAUGAGAUGAAUGCAUGUCAGUCAAAACCCUCUGCAUCACCUGUAGCUGGGUUUGGUGAACUUGUCUGGCGAUGAUAUUUCAAACUUGGACUUUUUAAACCCUCAAUCUGCCUAAGAAAUCAAAAUAAGAGAACACAUUUCAUACAUCGCAGGUAACAUAAGUGUUAAAAGCAUUUUAUCUUUUCACAGACAGUAAGAAUAGCCCAUGUUAUGAAUAAACAACUGGAAUUAUAGAACUUUUAGGGUUAUGACUGACUUUUAGUAAAAGUGUGUUCAAUUUAAUAAAACAAUUAAGUUAUUAAA
Messenger RNA from Cynocephalus volans (Philippine flying lemur), 1582 nucleotides. It is a transcript of the gene NDUFAF7, whose product is annotated as NADH:ubiquinone oxidoreductase complex assembly factor 7. The coding region runs from base 26 to 1354 and encodes 442 amino acids. Gene Ontology annotation, molecular function: protein-arginine omega-N symmetric methyltransferase activity. Gene Ontology annotation, cellular component: mitochondrion. The record is from RefSeq and is a predicted model, not a curated record. The transcript has 10 exons. NCBI's taxonomy places the organism in Eukaryota, Metazoa, Chordata, Mammalia, Dermoptera, Cynocephalidae. Gene Ontology annotation, biological process: mitochondrial respiratory chain complex I assembly.